Molecule: messenger RNA, 2082 nt
Organism: Pyrenophora tritici-repentis Pt-1C-BFP
Lineage: Eukaryota; Fungi; Ascomycota; Dothideomycetes; Pleosporales; Pleosporaceae
Source: RefSeq, a predicted model, not a curated record
AUGCUCAGCAAGAGCUCUCUGUUGGUGCUCGCAUCACAGAUCUUCGGCGUGAUCAUCCACAGCCUCGCCAAGUCUCUGUCAACUACUGGCAAGGUAGAUCCUCAGCAGAUACUCCAGAUUCGCAUGUUCAUCACCUUGAGCUUCAACAUGCUUGUCCUCACCUAUCGGUACCCAGACGAACCUCCACUCGGUAGUAUUGAUAUCAAGCAUCUGCUUGCGCUACGAUCUCUUGGCGGAUUAUGCGGAUCGUUUGGAUACUACUAUUCUCUUCAAUAUCUCUCCCUCGCUGAUGCAACUGUUCUGAAUCUCUUGUCGCCCUUGAUAGGGGGCAUCGUCACAAGUCAGAAAUUCAGCAGUGUACGACUCGGGGCGGCAGUCGUAUGUUUGUUCGGAGUCGGACUUGUGGCCAAACCGGCCCUCAUUCUGGAUAUCCUUCAUUUCGGCAUAGAACAAGAGAGUCAGGUUCUCGGGCACAUCGCAAAAGAUAAAUCUACUGGGACCGGCAUAAUGUUUGCAGCGAUCGGGAUUUUCGGUGGAGUGGUCGUCGACGAAGUUGUCAAGCACCUUGGACGGCGAAGUACUAGUCGCGGGGCUCGCCAGAGCAGGAUGAAGCCGCCAAAUAGCGCAAACGGCCAACAGGGCCCUGGCAAUGGCGCGCCAAACGAGAUCGGCGGCGCAGCCAAUAUGUCCGGUCCAGCUCCAUCAUCGCAUUCGACAACGCCCAUGCCACCUGCGUCGCAAAUGUCCAGCUUUCCCGUAAAUAAUACCGGCGCAACGAGCGCUCCCAGUUUCCCCGAGUACUCUGCAUCCACAGCCGCGAUUCUCGAGAGGCUCCAGGGUAAGAGCGGCCAUGCUGCCGGAAGUGCUGCGUUUGAAGCGAAGAGGGCGGAGAUCCUACAGAGCUAUGUUACUAGCGAUAAGCUUCCGACACCUCCCCCGAUCAUGGGUCCUGGACGGAGAGGAAGAGGCGGGCGGGUUGGCACGCCGAGCGGACUGAAGACGGAAGUAGGCGCAUCACCUGCAGGCCCGCCCACAUCUGGUCGCGGAUCUGGCAGAGGACGUGGAAGGGGACGCGGAGGUCGUGGCGGCAGAGGCGGCAAGCGGAAGCGGUCCGAGAGUGAGGAAGAAAGUGAUAACGACGACUCCGACUCCAAUGUCUCUGACUCGUACACACCACUCCCUACUCGAACAAAGUCCGGUCGCAGUGUGAACAAGCCCGUCGCAUUCGUACCCAUCAUUCCAGAACCAGUGCAAGGCGUCAAGCGGAGGAAGUCGACCAAGACUCUGCUGGCAGCCAAGUGCAAGACUUGCCAGCGAGAAACCGACCCGUCCAACAACCGCAUAGUAUUCUGUGAUGCGUGUAGUACUGCCUAUCAUCAAUAUUGCCACAACCCGCCCAUCGACAAUGACGUUGUCACUGUGCUGGAGAAGGAGUGGUCAUGCGGACCCUGUACGCGGGCAAAGCAAACCGUAGUAGAAGGCUCACAGGACCUGGUCGCUGUUCAGAAUCUUUCCAUAGACGAGAAACGCGCCUACUUCUCUACCCUCCCCCAACACCAACUCAUCGACCUCCUCCUCACAGCCACAGUCCGACACCCAGAACUCCCCAUCUUCCCACCCAACGUACGGAGUCUGAUACCCAACGCCUCAACCAUCAAACCCGAACCACACCAACAAGCCCCCUCAGCACCCCAGCGGUACCCGCAGUACCAAGCACAACCCACAGGCUUCCACCCCAACGGCCAAACGCCGGCCGGCCACACCCCACAGUUCUCGUCGCACCCGCAUUCUGAGAUGGACCCUGCAGACGCGCAACUCCUCGGCGAGAGCAGCCAUCAGCCGUCGCGCACAACCAUCGACCUUGCUGGCAACCAGUACGACGAAGACGAUGGCUACGAUACGGAUCCGCCCGCACACUAUCCCAAAGCUGGAAACGGACUGGCGCGGACGCUGCGCCCGGAGAGCGAAGAUUUGAAUUGGCUGGUUGACGAUAACUUUGAGGUUUUCAGCCAUGGCUGGAAGGGCGAUGGCACGGGUAUGGGGGCAGAUGGCACGCUGGACGAGGGACAAAAGGUAGUCUAG